Molecule: messenger RNA, 668 nt
Organism: Hippocampus comes (tiger tail seahorse)
Lineage: Eukaryota; Metazoa; Chordata; Actinopteri; Syngnathiformes; Syngnathidae
Gene: riiad1
Product: regulatory subunit of type II PKA R-subunit domain containing 1
Exons: 4
Coding region: 134-409 (91 amino acids)
Source: RefSeq, a predicted model, not a curated record
UCGGGCGAGCGUUUCCAUAGCAACUGCUUUUUGUGUCGUGAGCAGAUGACCGCCAUCGGUUUUUUCCCUUCAAGCGAUUCAGCAGUAAAUUGUAACCUUGAUUUGGCACUUCCAGUGUCCCCCACGAGCAAUAAUGUCUGCCCAAAGCGGCUUAGGCAAGCUGGACGUGGGCGUCCUGAACGCCGAACAGCGGGAGACACUGCGCCAGUUCAAAAUCCAGACCAGGAUCGACAAUGAGAAGUACCUGAUGGCGCAUCCCGAGGUGGAGGUCAUGGUUGAAGAUUUUCUCAGGGACUUGCUUCUUAAAAGACCAACUCACAUUCGUGCAUUUGCUGCGGAUCAUUUCACCAACCCUGACCUUCACAUUAUUAUUAACGCUAAAAUGGCAACCAUCAAUAUGGAUGCAUAAAAAGCUGUUUACUCAUUUAGGAACCGCUUUUUUGUUGUCAUGUGCUGCCACACUUCAUGAAGCAUAAAAUGCCUUCUUGUGCAAACAUGUGUUCCCUGUAUUGUAUUUCAAACAGCAUCACUGGAGCACUGAAGCCAUGUUUGUGUAUGUGCUUUAAUAACUUACAUUGUAUGCCAUUGUGUCACUGAAUAGGUCAUUCUUCUUUAGGAUUUAGUAGGCUGACAAGAGGCAAAAAAAUAAUAAAGCUUGUGUUCAAACC